Molecule: messenger RNA, 788 nt
Organism: Tricharina praecox
Lineage: Eukaryota; Fungi; Ascomycota; Pezizomycetes; Pezizales; Pyronemataceae
Exons: 2
Coding region: 29-637 (202 amino acids)
Source: RefSeq, a predicted model, not a curated record
GCUUAAUGGCAUACCGUAUGCCUACAGCAUGGAUGAUGAUAAAUACCCCGCUCGUGCACGUUCAUUCAUGAAGAAUUUUUUGUCUCAUCACUCAUCCCAUCACUUACCCCAUCACUCAACUCAUCUCUCAACUCAUCUCUCAUCCCAUCUCACUCGCCGCGAUUCCAAUCCAAUCCAAUCGAUGACUUCGAUAGCAGUACCAUUGCUCGUUAUCUCCCUUCUCCCGCGUAUAGCGACUGCAGCCCCGCGCGGCGGCGGCGGAGGAGGUGGUGGAGGCGGAGGCGGCGGCGGCGUCACUGACGAAAAGACGCGUCUGAUCCUCAUAAUAGUCCUCAGCAUCGCCGGCGGAAUUUUCCUGUGCUUCGUGCUGUGGCGAUUCUGGGUGUGGCUCCGCGAGCGGCGAGAUAAUUCCGCCCGGGAAAUGGAGGAGCGCGAAUACCUAAAGAGCGAUCGGCCGUAUGCCAUUAUUGCGGCGGAGCAAGAGGCUCAGAGACGCAAGGAGGCAGAGGCAGAAGAGAUGGGGAGGAAGUGGUGGAUGCUGUGGAAGCGGCCCACGAAGGUUCAGAAGGAGGGGUCCGCCUUUGGGAAGCCGAUCGCGUCAGUCGGGUUGUUGGCUGGUGGGAUCGCUGGUGAGUGAGUGAGUGUGAAUGGGGCUAGGAAGGGUGGUGAAUGGGACCUGGGAGGGCUGAUCGUCUCAUGAGGGUUGGGAGUAGGCGGGCCAUUCGGCGGGUGUAUAAUGUAUUUCCAUGUCGAUAACGAAGUAAUGACACCCUACACAUCUAGUCUCG